AUGUCUAAUAGGAAAGACAAGACAUCAACAGCGAGAGAAGGGUCGAAGGGAAGAAGCAAAAAAGAAAAAAAGAAACGCGCCCUCCACCACUACUAUCCAUCCGCUCGUCAUCCUCUCUCAUACAUUCUAUCCUUCCAUCAUCUCCUCCAUCAUCCCAUUCGCCCUCGUCCUCCCCACCCUUUUCUUCCUCCUCCCCCUCCGCCCAUCGUGAACACACAGUUCCCCCUCGAGAUGUAUACAACCUCCGCGCCCGCCCAGGUUAACGGCGGCAGCGGCAUGGGCAACAACCGCGUCGACUCCGGGACUAUCAACCCCGCGGAUCUCAACUCUCCUAUCUCCCUUCCAUCUACUGUGCUUGCUACAGAUCUCACCGCGGACGCGACUGGCUCCCGCGGCAUCAAGCGCAGCCGUUCAGAAGACCAGUAUGGCGAACAGCUCGCCGACCCAGAUGUCGAAGAUGGUGAGUUUUUAAUCUUUGGGCGGAUGAAAGACUUCGCUGAAGUCCGACUUUUCCUCAUUUUCUUUGAAAUCGCCUUGUCGCCUACCCAAACCUUAGCGCGCAAAAGAGGGCGACCCCCAAAAGCCACCCGCCCGCCGAGCACCUCCACCACCAUUACCGCCAGCCAUAACAACAUCAGCACAAACGCCAACAUCAGCAGCAACAACACCAGUAUCAGCAACAACACGCCCAUUGUUGCUACGACGAUAACGACAACUGCAGCGGCCAUGGCGUCCUCGCAGUCUCCCCUACAGACGCCCAGGAUAGCCCCAGAUAUCGCCCUUCAGUCGUCUCCGCCCAAGGCUACGCCGACAAAGUCCGUUCUCAAAGCCCUGCCCACAGUCAGAGACCACACGACCGACCAGCUAGGGGAAGAUGGCGAUGAGUAUAUCCCCAAGGAGUUCGAUGCCAACGGCGAGAAGAAAGUCGACGGGCUAGGUUAUCUGCAGGAUACCCGCACCUACAAGUGUCGCACCUUUCGCCUCGCAAAUCGCGGCAACAAGCUCUUCAUGCUGGCUACGGAGUGUGCGCGCGUGCUAGGCUACCGCGAUUCUUACCUCCUCUUCAACAAGAAUAGAUCCCUAUUCAAAAUUAUCGCCAACCAGGCUGAAAAGGACGAUUUGAUCGCGCAGGACAUCCUGCCGUACUCGUACCGCUCGCGCCAGAUUGCCAUAGUUACCGCUCGUUCCAUGUUCCGCCAGUUCGGCAGUAGAGUCAUAGUUAACGGCCGACGCGUGCGCGAUGAUUACUGGGAAAGCAAGGCUAUCAAACAAGGAUUUACAGAAGAAGACAUGGCUGGCGAGAAACGUCCUGGAGCAGGAAAGGCACGCGAAGCUGCCGCCGCCGAAGCUGCCGCUUCGAUGAAUGCCAUACCCUCUUUGGGUCAUAACGAUGUUAUCUACACCAACACCUCGACCGAUGCACACGGCCUGCCAUCGACGCUAUCCCAUCCCGCUUCACUUGCUCCCCUCCCUAUGAUCAACCCCGCCCCGUCCGACGAUCCGCGUCUUCGCGAAUACAGCAGUCUUCCACGCCCUAGGCAAGACCUAGGUGGUCAACCCUACCAGGACCGCUCCGUCCCUAGUGCUGCCGCCGAUAUUGUUAACCAGGCGUCGCAUACGGCAGAGUUUAGCAAGAUACUUAACCAGCAGCGCAGUUUCCGCGCGAAGGGCUUGGAAGACCACUGGAAUAGACCGCGCGAGAUCCCAAUAUCAGAUGCGAAUGUCCAACCUCUUCCGUCAUCCACUGCUGGCAGCCAACUUAGCAACACGAAUUUGCAAUCCCCCCAACUCAGCUCCUCCGGCAUGAUGUCGUCCCUACAGCCACAACCAAUGCUGCAACAGCCACAGACCGUCAUGACACCUCAUACAUCAUACUCACCUGCUCUUCACCAUCAGCAGCAGCAGCCCCAGCACCACCAGCAACCCCAGCACCAGCAACCGUCCAUGUCACCUCCUCUUCGCACCAUGCAGCAGCAGCAAGGACAUCACCGCUCUCCAAACAAUCCCAUGUCGCUUCCCCUCUCCUCCACUCCCGUCUCUCUCCCAGUCUCAUCUCAGUCGUCGUUAUAUACAUACCCGCAGCAGCAGUUCUGGGGAGCACCGCCGCAGCAACCACUCCCACAUCAGCAGCAGCAGCAGCACCAUCCGUCUCAACAAUCACCGUCUCACACACAACAUCAACCUCAACACCAUCAAUCGCUCGGAAUGCAGCAUCCACAGUAUGCAUCUCCUCUGCAUAACCAACACCACCCACAUCACCCCUCACAAUCGCCAGGCCAACGGCAGCUUGCCUCUCCACAACUGCAGCCGCAACCGCAACCCCAUCCACAGCAGCCAGGAAUGAAUUCUAUGGCCUAUCCGGGUGUUGUCAAUGCCGCGUAUUCCAUGGCGGGACCAGGUGCGGCCGCUGGGGCAAGAAUGUACACUUCCCCAGGCAUGAUACAACAACCUUUCGGGAUGGGCGUUGGAGGUGUCAGUGCCGGUGGUGCAGGCAUGAUGCCAGCUGUAUCCGCAGGCACUGGCGCUAGUCUACCUUGGUCACCAACAGGACCACAAGGACAAGGCCAGGCAGGCCCGCAGGGAGCACACGGUUCAUGGCCCGGGACUUACUAG
Molecule: messenger RNA, 2613 nt
Organism: Trichophyton benhamiae CBS 112371
Lineage: Eukaryota; Fungi; Ascomycota; Eurotiomycetes; Onygenales; Arthrodermataceae
Product: nuclear localization protein, putative
Exons: 4
Coding region: 1-2613 (870 amino acids)
Source: RefSeq, a predicted model, not a curated record